Messenger RNA from Solanum pennellii, 1771 nucleotides. RefSeq names its product cytochrome P450 CYP736A12-like. The coding region runs from base 139 to 1629 and encodes 496 amino acids. Gene Ontology annotation, molecular function: oxidoreductase activity, acting on paired donors, with incorporation or reduction of molecular oxygen; iron ion binding; monooxygenase activity. The transcript has 2 exons. Lineage: Eukaryota; Viridiplantae; Streptophyta; Magnoliopsida; Solanales; Solanaceae. The record is from RefSeq and is a predicted model, not a curated record.
GCCAAGUAAUACUUGUGUCUCUCACGUUAUAAGAUUUUUCAUUAGCAUUCUAAAAGGAUAAGAUUAUCAAAGUGUGGACUAAAUGACUUUGUUCUAAAAGGAAUUUCUUUGGAUAUUGGAUUUCCCUAUUGUAAGUCAAUGACUUUGAUACGGGCAACUCUAGUGAUUUCUCUACUUGUAUAUGCCCUGUAUGUAGUGCUUAACAUUCACAAGAGGAAAAGGUUUCCUCCAAGUCCUACAGGGUUUCCCAUUUUAGGACAUCUUUAUUUGUUAGCUGGCAAAAAUCCACACCAACAUUUACAAAAACUAGCCAAGAAAUAUGGUCCUAUGAUGUAUGUGCAGUUGGGACUAGUACCUGCAAUCGUUAUCUCAUCCGUUGAUGCAGCCGAGAAGGUCCUCAAGACAUAUGAUCACAUCUUUGCUAGUAGGCCUCAUAGUGAGGCAUCUCAAUAUUUGUCUUAUGGACAGAAGAAUUUAAUAUUUGCAAAGUAUGGUGUGUAUUGGCGUAACAUGCGCAAAUUGUGCACUGUUCACCUUUUGAGCAAUCACAAGAUCAAUUCAUUUCAAUCCAUGAGAAAGCAAGAACUUCAACUUCUGAUUGAAUCCAUUAAAAAGGAAGCUGAUCAUGAUCGCGUAGUUGUUGAUCUUAGUGCAAGGAUUUUGUCCUUGAAUGCUAAUUUGACUUGCUUGAUGAUUUUUGGAAAGAAGUGCAUGGAUGAGGACUUGGACAAGAGGGAAUUCAAAGCUAUUGUUCAAGAUGUUGUGGAUUUAGCAUCCACACCAAAUCUUGGAGACUUUUUUCCUUUCCUUGGUGUUAUUGAUCUCCAGGGUCUCAAUCGCAAACUCAAGGAUCUUUCAAUGGUAUUUGAUGAAUUUCUUGAGAGGAUUAUUGAUGAGCAUGUCGAGUAUCAUGAUCGGGAUCAAACCAAGGACUUUGUGGACACCAUGAUGGACAUAAUGCAAUCUGGAGAAGCAGAAUUUCAGUUUGACCGUCGUCAUGUAAAAGCUAUCCUCUUGGACAUGCUUCUGGCUGCAAUGGACACUACAGCAUCAACAGCAGAAUGGAUACUCACCGAACUUCUUAGGCACCCCCAAGUAAUGAAGAAACUCCAAAAUGAGUUGCAAGAAGUGGUAGGCCUUGAAAGGAUGGUAGAAGAACCAGACAUGGAGAACUUAAACUACUUAAACAUGGUUGUAAAUGAGGGCCUGAGGCUGCAUCCUGCAGUGCCACUAUUUUUUCAUGAGGCCAUGGAAGAUUGUGUAGUCGAUGAUUUCCACAUACAAAAGGGAACCAGAAUCAUAAUAAAUUGUUACGCGAUUCAUAGGGAUCCAAAUGUUUGGCCUGACCCUGAGAAGUUUUUUCCUGAGAGAUUUGUUGGGAGCAGUAUAGAUUUUCGUGGACGCGACUUUCAACUUUUACCAUUUGGCUCUGGGAGAAGAAGCUGUCCUGGAAUGCAGUUGGGAGUUACCAUUGUCCGCCUUAUGGUGGCACAAUUGGUGCAUUGCUUUGAGUGGGAGCUUCCAAAUGGUAUUGACGCUUGUGAUUUAGACAUUGAUGAGAAGUUUGGGAUGGUAACAUGCAGAGAAAAGCCUUUGCUUGCUAUGCCUACUUAUAGACUAAAAAAAUGAUACAAAUACAAUACAAUGCAAUGCUAAGUAUUUCUAUACUUUAACAUCUUAUUACAAGAAAACAUUGAAAGUUUCUACUAUAUGAUUUUGUGAUUGUUGUGUUCUUCCCCUGCUAUACCUAAUAAAAUUGCUAUUUUCCAAA